UAGUUCCUCUGUUCGCGAUCCCCCGUUGGCUAAGUACAUUAGGGUAGAUAAUUCUUCAUCCUGACAUUUAUUUUCUGCAAUUUUUCGACUGUGACGUAAGGAAAAAUACAAACGAACAAUCGUGAAGGAUAAUUAGAUUCUCCUGUUCCUUCUAAUUAUCAGAAAUCAGUGUUCUCAGCUCUCGAGGAGGAUAAAUAGACGAAAAAUGGCUUUGAGCUACACCAGAUUAUUCUGUCAAAAGAGUCUCAAUGUCGGACAGUUCAAGGGAAUUCUCGCGCCCAGUUCUGUAGGGCUGCCGUCAACAUUGAGCCGGUGUGCAGCCGUUCAGGCUUGCGAGUCAUAUAUCGAGAAGAAUAAACGAUUGAAGAGGCCAAUGUCACCUCAUUUGACUAUUUACAAACCUCAAUUGACAUCAAUGUUGUCAAUCACACAUCGAGGCACGGGAAUGGCACUUGCAUUUUAUGCAACUGGAGCUGGUGCAGCCAGCCUGUUCCUACCCGGAGGUGUCAAUUGUGUCAUUGAUUCAAUAGCUGCCAUGAAUCUGGCAAGCCCACUUCUAUUUCUCCUGAAAUUUGCCGUUGCCUGGCCAGCGACUUACCAUUAUUUAAAUGGAAUUCGUCACUUGGCUUGGGACAUGGGACAAUUUCUCACGAUCAAGCAGGUCUACAGCACCGGUUGGACUAUGCUCGGUCUGUCAGUAAUUGCAGCCUUCGUUUUAACUGCCAUGUACUGAAGGUAAACUUCUGGAGGACAGUAUAACCGAAAAAUUCAUUGUACUAUAUAUCUUUGCAAUAAAAUUGUCGAGUAAUUUAUUAUAGCGAGAGAAAACGAGAAUGAAA
Molecule: messenger RNA, 839 nt
Organism: Diachasmimorpha longicaudata
Lineage: Eukaryota; Metazoa; Arthropoda; Insecta; Hymenoptera; Braconidae
Gene: SdhC
Product: succinate dehydrogenase cytochrome b560 subunit, mitochondrial
Exons: 5
Coding region: 206-733 (175 amino acids)
Biological process (GO): mitochondrial electron transport, succinate to ubiquinone; tricarboxylic acid cycle
Cellular component (GO): membrane
Molecular function (GO): electron transfer activity; oxidoreductase activity, acting on the CH-CH group of donors
Source: RefSeq, a predicted model, not a curated record